AUGGGAUUCGUCACAGACACUCAGAUUCUCUACGCGGACCUGUUGACGGGAUAUCUUUCGCACUGGGAGCUCCAGGAGAGGUUGGUAGCCAUCGAGUCCGUAUUUGAGGAGGAUCCGAUAGAGGCUAGAGCCGAGGAUGAGGACGAGGAGAAGCCGAUGGAGGAUCCGAUAGAGGCUAGAGCCGAGGAUGAGGACGAGGAGGAGCCGAUGGAGGAUCCGGUAGAGGCUAGGGCCGAGGAGGAUCGCGAGAGUAAAGUGGACACUGAUGAGAAGAUGUCUGAGCUUUUCUGCGCCGGUUUGAGGCAGGACAUUAGGGUAGUGUUGGCAAGUCAGGCCGCACUGUCAUACACUGAGGCUUUGAAUCGAGCCUUAGAUAUGGAGUUGGCUAUGCAGCCAGAGAAAGUACUGCAAGCACCUGCGCCGCCGUUGACUCAGACAAAAAUAUCUGGAGGACAACAGACUGUGCCUCCAGCACAGAGUGGAAAAAGAAAAUGGCAAGGACAAGGCCAGCAACAACAGGGUAAACAGCAAUACCUUGGACAGUCGUCAGGACAACAGAUGACGCCGCCGUGUGCCAAGUGCAACAAGAUGCACUUGGGGGUUUGUAAAGCUGGAUCUAAUAGUUGCUUCCACUGUGGACAAGCUGGUCAUUACUUGUCGCACUGCCCGAGUAAAUAA
Salvia miltiorrhiza (redroot sage) is the source of this 678-nucleotide messenger RNA. RefSeq lists its product as uncharacterized. The coding region runs from base 1 to 678 and encodes 225 amino acids. Gene Ontology annotation, molecular function: nucleic acid binding; zinc ion binding. The record is from RefSeq and is a predicted model, not a curated record. The transcript has 2 exons. NCBI's taxonomy places the organism in Eukaryota, Viridiplantae, Streptophyta, Magnoliopsida, Lamiales, Lamiaceae.